Molecule: messenger RNA, 4243 nt
Organism: Candoia aspera
Lineage: Eukaryota; Metazoa; Chordata; Lepidosauria; Squamata; Candoiidae
Gene: PIAS1
Product: protein inhibitor of activated STAT 1
Exons: 14
Coding region: 45-1991 (648 amino acids)
Biological process (GO): regulation of transcription by RNA polymerase II; protein sumoylation
Cellular component (GO): chromatin
Molecular function (GO): zinc ion binding; transcription coregulator activity; SUMO ligase activity
Source: RefSeq, a predicted model, not a curated record
GGUCUCCCGGCGGGGUUCAAUGCGCCUGCGCCCCGCGAUUCAAGAUGGCGGACAGUGCGGAACUAAAGCAAAUGGUGAUGAGCCUCCGAGUGUCUGAGCUGCAGGUGCUUUUGGGAUACGCAGGAAGAAACAAGCACGGCCGCAAACACGAACUCCUUACUAAAGCUCUUCAUUUGCUCAAGGCUGGCUGCAGUCCUGCUGUCCAAAUGAAAAUCAAAGAACUUUACAGGAGGCGGUUCCCACAAAAAAUAAUAACAUCUGCAGACUUGUCCAUCCCUAGCGUCCACUCAACUUCCAUGUCAUCCCCUUUAUCAUCCUCUACCAUUCCACAGCUUGCUUUUGAUGGCCACCCUGCAACCUCACCAUUACUUCCUGUUUCUCUUCUGGGACCUAAACAUGAACUGGACCUGCCCCAUCUGACCUCAGCACUCCACCCUGUCCAUCCAGACAUAAAGCUUCAGAAGUUGCCAUUUUAUGACUUGUUGGAUGAACUGAUAAAACCAACCAGUCUAGCAUCAGAUAAUAGCCAGCGAUUUCGGGAAACCUGCUUUGCAUUUGCCCUGACUCCACAGCAAGUGCAGCAAAUCAGCAGUUCCAUGGACAUUUCUGGAACCAAAUGUGAUUUCACUGUGCAGGUCCAGUUAAGGUUUUGCUUAUCUGAAACCAGUUGCCCACAGGAAGAUCACUUCCCACCAAAUCUUUGUGUGAAAGUUAAUGGAAAACCAUGUAGCCUUCCUGGCUAUCUUCCUCCAACUAAAAACGGGGUUGAACCAAAGCGACCAAGCAGACCAAUCAACAUUACAUCGUUGGUGCGACUAUCCACAACGGUACCAAACACAAUUGUUGUCUCUUGGACUGCAGAAAUAGGAAGAACUUACUCUAUGGCUGUCUACCUUGUCAAACAGCUGUCCUCUACGGUGUUGCUACAGAGGUUACGAAUAAAAGGCAUAAGAAACCCUGACCAUUCAAGAGCACUAAUAAAAGAGAAGCUAACUGCAGAUCCUGACAGUGAAAUAGCAACAACCAGUUUAAGAGUUUCUCUUCUAUGUCCACUUGGCAAAAUGCGACUAGGAAUACCUUGCAGGUCUCUGACUUGCUCACACCUGCAGUGUUUUGAUGCCACCUUGUAUAUUCAGAUGAAUGAAAAGAAACCCACUUGGGUGUGUCCUGUCUGUGACAAAAAAGCACCCUAUGAACAUCUAAUAAUUGACGGGUUGUUUAUGGAAAUCCUGAAAUACUGCACAGAUUGUGAUGAAAUUCAAUUUAAGGAAGAUGGGUCAUGGGCUCCUAUGAGAUCAAAAAAAGAGGCACAAGAGGUGACAACAUCUUUUAAUGGUGUAGAAGGCUGCUUAAGUUCUUCUGUAGAUCAUCAGGUGUCUUCUCAUCAGUCAAACAAAAAUAAGAAAGUUGAAGUAAUUGACUUAACCAUUGACAGCUCAUCAGAUGAAGAGGAAGAGGAACCAUCUGUCAAGAGGAGAUGUCCAUCUCUGUCUCCUGCAUCACCCAUUAACAGCAAGAGCCUUUUAAGUCUGCCCCACCAAGUCUCUCCUGUUUCAAGAACCCCCAGCCUUCCAGCUGUUGACACAAGCUACAUCAACACAUCACUUCUGCAGGACUACAGGCAUCCGUUUCAUAUGACUCCCAUGUCUUAUGACCUCCAAGGCUUGGAUUUCUUUUCUUUCUUACCAGCAGACAAUCAGCAUUACAGCACUUCCAUUUUGGCCGCGGCUGCUGUCUCCACUUCGGACGAUCAAGAACUCUUGCACUCCCGUUUUUUCCCCUACGCUUCAUCGCAGAUGUUCCUGGACCAGCUGAACACAGGAGGGAGCGCUGCUCUCCCCACCACAAAUGGCAGCAACAGUGGUAGCAACAGCAGCCUUGUGUCCUCCACCAGUAUUCGGGAGGCCCACGGUCACCCCGUGGCCAGCAGAAGUAGCACAGACCCGGCUUCCCUCUUCGGCGUAAUCCCAGACAUUAUUUCUUUAGACUGAGCGCUGUUGCGGUGUCACUGGACUCAUUGGUGAAGAGAUUUGCGAUUUUGUUUUACCUUAUUUUGCUUAGAAAUGCAGAUAAGAUUUUCCUUUUUUGUAGGGAAAAAUAUUAAGACGUGUACAGAGAACAAAACUAUAUUUUCAGUUGUACUUUUGUAUAUAAACAGAAGACUGGUGAAAAACAAACAAUUACAAAAGCUCCCAGCAUAAUUGCUUGGGGUGUGAAAGAGUUUCCCCCUCCCUAUUUGUCUUGCGCGCUGGUGGGCUUGUUUUGAAGCUUUGACUUUGAACCACAUAACUUUUUGUUUGUUCACAGCAGUGCUAAUGGGAAAAAAAUAGUGUGCUUGAGGCACUGAACCUUAUGGAGGGACUUCUGAUUCUCAAGGAAACAGAGCGCACCCACAAUGAUUGGGGAGAAUUUCUCUUUCCUUAGGCAUGCUCCAUUGGGAAAGUUUUCCCGCACAAACCUUUGAAACAAAUUCAACUUUUGUAAUUGAAUUCCUGCUUUUCCUCUCCAUUUUUUCAUCCUGAAAUAGGACAGAGGCUGUUUCAGUUACAGAAAUUCCAUAGCAUUCUCUCAUGUGCCAGCUGGAUGUAGAUUUUUGGAAAGUCUUUUGGCUGUUUGUUCUGGAGUGGAUGGUCUGUUCUGAAUCUUCUGUGUUUCUGCUUUGGACUGUUUUUAUUAGCUAGCGCUGCCUUGGUUUGCUCAUAGAUCAGAUUUCACAGUUCUCCUUUUUGUUAACUGUUUGCCAUUGAGGGGUUAUUCUGCUCUUUUGGAUGAGACCAAAUGGGUUCUUAAAAUCUAGCUGCCAGCAAAGGCUCGCUUUGUUGAGAUAGUUUAGGAUUGCCUUGGCACUUAAAAAAUGUACGGCUGGAGUGCUAAAGACUUUCUUUUGUUAAAAAACUGAUUGGUGGAAUUCUUAGGACACGCAUACUAAAUAGAGCCAACCCAUCAAUAUUUAAGAGAAAUAAUGUAAUUUCAAUGAAUUGAUUGUGCAGCUGACAAUGUCACUGGCACAUCAUAUACUCCAGGAUCCAAUCUUGGAAGCAUUUUUUUUUUGCUUGGGAAAAUGUGCCCUAUUGAAUUCAGUAGGACUAACAUUUGAGUAAAUAAUCCAUAGGAUUAGGUUAAAGAGUAGCCCAUUAAAUUAUGGCUAAAAGUCCUUCCUUUUUAACUGCAGCUUAGUGGAGAGUAGAAAUCUACAAGAUGAUUAUCCCCCUCCCUUCCUUCAAAAUGUAUUAACUGACCUCACCAUUUCUUACCUUGUAAAUUCUUCUGAAGGAAGAUUUGUGUGUUACCCAUUAAGCAUUUGUAAAUUCCACAUUGAGGGUUGAAUGUUUAUUUAGAAAACUUUUUUUCAAGCUGGCUGAAUUUUUAAAAUGUUUUUUCCCCAAUUAAAUAGCAAAGCAUGAAAAUAGGAAGGAGAUUUUAAAAGGGGAAGGAUGGGAAAGUCAGAUGAAAUUUGCUGCACCUCACAACCCAUACUGAGAUUAAAAGAUUUUAUAGGUCACAUUUAAAACCAAGGUUUACAAAUGAUGAAGAUUUUGGUGGGAGGAAACAAAGUGGUAAAACAAGGCAGGCUUUUGUUUCAUCUUAAUUAGAAACCAUGUUAGCUAGUUCUUUGAACCAUGUCUGCGAAUGAUAGCAUUUUUUCCAAACUUUUAUUUUCAAGGCUGUCUUUCAGUGAAACUUUAAAUCAGUAACAAGCUACUAACUUUUAAUCAUAAAUGAACUUUUUUAAUAUAUAGACCACAGAAAUACUAUAUUGAAUUUUCUAAAAUAUGUCCCAUUUGCCAUUUACAUUUUGAUUUGAAUUUUAGGAGUGUUUGUUUAUAUGUAUAUGUGUGUGUAUAUAUGUAUUUAUAGAUAUGUGUGUGAGAGAGAGAAAGCGUGUAUUCUGUUCCAUGCAUGUGUUAUAUUAAUGUCUGGCCAAUAUGUUUCCUUGCUAGUUUCUAAUUUAUUAAAUGGCAGUAAAAUUUAAAGAAACAAGUAGAAAACAGUAAUCUUUUCUAAAUUCACUAUAGCUUGGGGCAUUAAAACUAAUACUGGCUUAAGAAUUAUACCUAACAUUUAAAACUUAUCCUCUCUGUGUUCCAAGUGAAGAUUGGAAAUGGCCUUGUUUGAAACCAGAAGUAUGGUGACAGAGCCAGAAUUGGCACCAUUCUCUUGAAACUCUGUGGCCUUCUAUCUGACAUCUCUGCACAAUCCAAAUAAUUGCUUUUAUUAAAUACUUAAAUAUAUAGCUGAAUAA